Salvelinus namaycush (lake trout) is the source of this 1253-nucleotide messenger RNA. Its product is annotated as CD209 antigen-like protein C. NCBI's taxonomy places the organism in Eukaryota, Metazoa, Chordata, Actinopteri, Salmoniformes, Salmonidae. Bases 1 to 798 code for a protein of 265 amino acids. The transcript has 6 exons. The record is from RefSeq and is a predicted model, not a curated record.
AUGUUUAAGCCAAUAUUCUGUAAGAGGUUCUGGAACUCAAGCAGUAGAAUAUUGUCUUGUCAGUGUUGGAAGAGAUACUCUGGAGCUGCUGCAGUGUGUCUGGGGCUGCUGUGUGUUCUCCUACUGGCUGGGAUCACAGGCCUGUUACUCUACCAGAGAAACCAGUUGACCAGCUCCAACACCCUGACCAAAGAGAGGGACCAGCUACAGACAAGCGACAACAACCUGACUGCAGAGAGAGACCAGCUACAGACUAGCAACAACACCCUGACCGUAGAGAGAGACCAGCUACAGACCAGAUACAACACCCUGACCAAAGAGAGCUACCAGCUACAGACCAGAUACAACACCCUGACCAAAGAGAGCUACCAGCUACAGAAAGAGAUAGAACGUCUGAAAAAAUCUACAGUUGAGAAAGUGUGUCCUCAAGGAUGGAAGAAGCUUGGUAGCAGUUGUUACUACGUCUCUACUGAGUUAAAAUCCUGGGAGGAGAGCAGACAGGACUGCAGAGACAGAGGAGCAGACCUGGUGGUUAUCAACAGCCAAGAGAAACAGACAUUAGUCAACUGGUUAUGUGGACGAAAGGACUAUGUCUGGAUUGGUCUGACUGACUCUGUUACUGAGGGGACCUGGAAAUGGGUGGACGACACACGACUGACCACAAAGUAUUGGUACAGUGGAGAGCCUAAUGGUGGUGUAGCUGAGGACUGUGUGUAUUUCUACUCCUGGUCAUCAGACACAGGAGCAUGGUGGGACUAUUACUGUUACUAUAAAUACAGAUGGAUCUGUGAGAAAUAGGAUUCAUCCUCGGUACUCUCUGAACUACUAAAUAAGAUUUAGCUAAGUACUAUCAAUGAGAAACUAUUUUCUGCUUAUUCAAUUUACCUUGUCAAGUACAUGUAAUAUAUAACAAUGCAAAUGUAUAAUACAUUAUAAUAAAAAUAACAGACCAUAUGCAAUAGCAAUACAAUGACUUGAUAACAGAAAGACUGUUCUCUCUGUUGUCGUGGAAAUUCACCACUAAGGACUCAAAUUCAAAGGAAAUUAAUCAAUCUUUAUUAUCACAGUCAUAGAGGUUUAUUGAUGUUAAUUUUUAUUUUUAUUACUUUUUAUUUUAGUCUACUUGCAAAAUAUUUUUCUUAACUCUUCUUGAACUGCACUGUUGGUUAAGGGCUCGUAAGUAAUUUUUCACUGUAAAAGUCUACACUUCUUGUAUUCGGAGCAUGUGACAAAUAAAGUUUGAUUUGAUUUGA